Diplodia corticola is the source of this 1596-nucleotide messenger RNA. RefSeq names its product e3 ubiquitin-protein ligase upl4. Lineage: Eukaryota; Fungi; Ascomycota; Dothideomycetes; Botryosphaeriales; Botryosphaeriaceae. The coding region runs from base 1 to 1596 and encodes 531 amino acids. The transcript has a single exon. The record is from RefSeq and is a predicted model, not a curated record.
AUGGCCCACCGCUACUACCACAACCACCACCACAACAACUCCUCCACCACCACAACCCUCACCGCCAACACCAGCAGCACACGACACAGCCACCCCUCCCCCCCCAAACCUCCCCCCACCCCCCCCCCCCCCAUCAACCGCGACCUCUCCACCCGCAACACCUGCGCCCUCUUCCUCGCCCUAACCUGGCUCACCGGCCUCGCCUCCACCGGCGGCGGCCUCUACCUCCUCCUCUACACGCACCACUGGACCGACUUCCACGGGCUGCCGCUGCCGCUGCCCCCGCUCGUCAAGCGGCUCGCGCCGCUCGCCGUCAACGUCUGGCUGACGGUGCUGCAGGACAGCCUCGGCUACGUGCACGCCGCGUCGCUGAAAUGGGGCCUCGCCCGGCAGGGCCGGCUGGCGUUCAACAGCAACCUGCGGCUCUUCACGUCGGCGCCGGCGUCGUCGUCGUCGGUGGCGAACGCGUGGUACGUCAACGCCGUCAUGCUGGCCGCCAUGGUCGUGGCGUACGCGUCGUCGUCGCUGCUGCUCGUCAACGCGUACGACGACGACGACGACGACAACAACAUCGAGCGGCUCAUGCGGAUCGACGGCUGGAGCGUCGACGCCGACGCUGCUGCCGCCGCCAUCGGCGUGUCCGGCACCGCCGCCGUCUGCCUGGGCGCCGCGCUGCUCGUCCAGGCCGCCGUCGCGACGUGCGCGCUCGCCUCGACCGCGACGCGCGCCGUCCCGACGUGGAGCUCCAGCCCGGUCGACGCCGUCGUCGCGUGUCAGGAAGUCGCCGCCGCCGAAGGCAUCGUCGGCGUUGUCAGCAGACACCAGCCCGGCCGCUGCCUCCUGGGCGUCGCCGAUGCGCCUGCGCACGCCGCCAGCUCCCGCGUCGGCGCCGUGGCCCCGCGACGCCGGCAGCGCGCGAGCUGGGCGGCGCACAAGGGAGCCCGGACGGUCGUGUGGCUGCUCUGGGCGCUGGCGACGCUCGCCUCCGUCGGCGCCGUCGCCGUCGAGCUGCUCAUGACGCGACGCGGCGCCGGGGAGCCCGGGGUCGCGCUCACGGGCGGGCAUCAGCUGCUCGGGAUGGGCGUCUUCGCCGCGCUGCAGGCGGGCGUCACGCUGGCGCUGCACGCCGCCGAGCUGCCGGUGGGCCUGACGAGGGACGAGCUGGCGUGGCGGCGCGCGGCGCGGAGGGGAGGGUACCGGCUCGAGGGCUACGACGCCGUGUGGGCGGCCGUGUCCAGCUGGCAGGCCGUGGUGCUGUUCCUGGCGAAGCCCGCCAUCCAUUGGGUUUUUGGGUUGGCGGUGACGGUCGAGUACGGCUGGGUGUAUGUCAGGGGCGUGCCGUUCUUUUGUCUGGCGGGCGCGGUGGCGGCGUUGGCGGCCUAUGUCACUGCGUUGAGCGUGUGGAGACCGAAGGGGCCGCAGCCUGCGGCGUACGGCCAUAUACAGACGUUGACGGAUCUUAUUGACGAGUGGAGUCCGGUUUUGUAUUGGGGGCACAAAGUGUCGGGGCCGAUUUGUCAUGCAGGGACGAGCUCGAGGCCCAUGGCUGAUAUCGAGAUGGACCAGCUUUAUGCGGGGGAGACUUGGGAGCGGUAG